AAGACUAUAGUUACUAGAACAUUACUAGUAGGAUUUUUAAAGCUUUUACCGAUACUAUAUAUUCUUUGGAGGGACAUUUCUAUUAACUACGUAACCCUAUUCCUUAAAUUGAGGAGGGCGGGUAGAAGCGUUAAAUACGAAUUUAUGCUAAUUAUAGUAAAUAGGUUUAUAAAAAUACAAUAUUUUGUUCUUAUAGAAAGAUUAUUAACGGAGGAAUUAAUAGAAAAGUUCAUUAACCAUAUUUAUAUAUUUUACAGCUUCCUAAUUACUAUUAUAUUUAAUAGAGGUAUUUAA
Messenger RNA from Neurospora tetrasperma FGSC 2508, 294 nucleotides. RefSeq lists its product as uncharacterized. The record is from RefSeq and is a predicted model, not a curated record. The transcript has a single exon. The annotation marks the transcript as partial. Lineage: Eukaryota; Fungi; Ascomycota; Sordariomycetes; Sordariales; Sordariaceae.